UCGUAUUUCUUUCCAUUUUUAAAAUUCAUGUGAAAAAUUUGAGUUCUUCACAAUGUCCAAGAUAUUGCUUGUAAUUUUGUUAAUAGUGGCAGUGGGUCCAUUCGUGGAAGUUCUGGCGGACCCUGAACCGGAUUUAAUUUCAAUACUAGGAGAUUCUUUUGCCAGUUCUGCUCGAUAUUUUACAAAAACUGUUGGAAAUAUUUUGAAUAUUAAGAAUCCUGUCAAGCCAACAUUAUGCGGCCUGAGAACGAAUGAACUCAUUGAACAUUAUGGAUAUGAAGCUGAAGAACACAAAAUAAUUACAGAAGAUGGUUAUAUGUUGACAGUGUUUCGUUGUAAUUCAAAACGACCUGCAUUCAGUAGGAAGAAGGCAGUCAUUUUACAACAUGGUCUUUUGUCAUCGUCCGAUGAUUACUGUGUCAAUAUUCCUGAACAGGCAUUACCGUACAUCUUAGCUGAUGCCGGGUAUGAUAUUUGGUUAGAAAAUUCUCGUGGGAACAUAUAUUCACGUCAACAUAUCAUCAAAAAUCCAGACAUGCCGAGUAGUGGCUUUUGGGACUUUUCGUGGUACGAAAUGGGCAUUUAUGAUCAUCCAGCGGUUAUUGACUACAUUCUCAAAGAGACUGGAAACGAAAAGUUGUAUUUCGUCGGGCACUCGCAAGGAACUACAAGUAUCAUGGUUUUAUUGUCCGAAAAACCGGAAUAUAAUGCGAAAAUUUACGCUGCAAGCCUAAUGGCACCAGUUGGUUACAUGAACAAUUCUGAUUGGAUGCUGCGAUCGCUUACUUUAGCUCGCCCAUUUUUGGAACUGUACAAGAAUAUAGAAUUUCUCCCAAGAGAAACAGUGAUGGGAUUGCCGGCCUCAUUUUGUGAUAUCGAUUUAACUAACUUCUGUGAUAACAUGAUAAAUCUUAUAUCUGGUCCAAGUGAUAGCCAAAGGAAUAAUACAAUGUUACCUUCUCUCAUUUGCCAUACUCCAAGCGGUGCAUCAAUCAAUCAAUUUUUACACUAUGGUUUGGAAAUACGGUACGGAUACUUUGGAAAAUAUAUGGAAGGCAUGGAAGUUCCAAGUGAUUUCGAACUUUGGAGAAUUACCACACCAAUUUCACUCCAUUUUUCACCAGCUGAUAAAUUAGCCACUUGGCAUGAUGUACAGAGGUUGAUACCUCAACUAAGCAAUAGUCUUGCUUACACACAAAUUAUAAACGAAAAAGACUUCAAUCAUGUCGAUUUCAUUUGGGGCAUCGACUCGGCCUCGUUGAUUUACCCAAAAAUCAAAUGGUUUUUUGAAAAAUUCCAAUAA
Sitodiplosis mosellana (orange wheat blossom midge) is the source of this 1303-nucleotide messenger RNA. Its product is annotated as lipase 3-like. The transcript has 5 exons. Gene Ontology annotation, molecular function: hydrolase activity, acting on ester bonds. Bases 53 to 1303 code for a protein of 416 amino acids. Gene Ontology annotation, biological process: lipid metabolic process. The record is from RefSeq and is a predicted model, not a curated record. NCBI's taxonomy places the organism in Eukaryota, Metazoa, Arthropoda, Insecta, Diptera, Cecidomyiidae.